AUGCUUCUGAAGCUCAUGGGGGAACCUCUGUGUGGUUCUCCUCCAGCCCUGAUGACAAUUCCAGCUCGGCGCCAGUUCCGGUGUGGCCAGUGCUCCUUCACCACGGUGUACAAGUGCAGCCUCAUUGUGCACCAGCGUACCCACACGGGCGAGCGCCCUUUCCAGUGCCGCCUGUGCGCCCGCACUUUCGCGCACAAGUGCAACCUCAAGAGCCACUUGCGGACGCACACGGGAGAACGGCCCUACCAGUGUCCCAUGUGCCCACAUAACUUCACCCAGCACGGUGCACUCACUGCGCACCUGCACGCACACCAUGGUGGUGCCACCACCUUGAUGCCAUCCAUUCAGCGAUGCACGCUUUGUCUCAGUUUGUUCAACUCACCCAAAGAGCUCAGGGCACACAUGCAUGCAGUACACCCCUAA
Rhipicephalus microplus (southern cattle tick) is the source of this 423-nucleotide messenger RNA. RefSeq lists its product as uncharacterized. The record is from RefSeq and is a predicted model, not a curated record. NCBI's taxonomy places the organism in Eukaryota, Metazoa, Arthropoda, Arachnida, Ixodida, Ixodidae.